Messenger RNA from Hibiscus syriacus, 2695 nucleotides. RefSeq names its product pentatricopeptide repeat-containing protein At2g40720-like. The record is from RefSeq and is a predicted model, not a curated record. Bases 23 to 2464 code for a protein of 813 amino acids. The transcript has a single exon. Gene Ontology annotation, biological process: RNA modification. Lineage: Eukaryota; Viridiplantae; Streptophyta; Magnoliopsida; Malvales; Malvaceae. Gene Ontology annotation, molecular function: RNA binding; protein binding.
CACCAUUGAUACCCCAUUAUGUAUGAAGAAGCUAACGGUGACUCUCACCCGCCAAGGACCCUCCAUCAAUGCCCUCAUAUCUCAAAACCUCCAUCCCCGAGCUCUCAAAGCUUCUCUCUCUCCACGCUCUUCGUUCCUUACAGACCAAAUCUACUCUCAUUUCAUCAAAUCAGGCCAUUCUCUAGACCCCUUUCUCUCCACCACUCUCAUCUCCCACUUCGCCAAACAUGCUGACUUCUCGCGCGCCUUUUCCUUCUUUCUCGACACUCCUAAACCCGACAUAACCUCUUUCAACUCCCUCAUCUAUGGUUUCGCUCGGUUUAGCCUAGCCAGGCCGGUUCUUGAGUUGUUUAAUGAGUUGAGGCAUCUGGGUUUGACCCCUGACGUGUUCACAUUGAGUGGUUUAGUUAAAGGGUGUGGGAGUUUAGAACAAAAUGAGAUUGUUCACGGGGUUUGUUUGAGACUGGGGUUUGGAAAUGGAGCUUUUGUGGUUAGUGGACUGAUUGAGAAUUAUGGUAAAAGUGGGAACUUGGUUUCGGCUGAGAAGUGUUUUGAGGAGUGUUUGGAUGUUGAUAAUGUUGUUCUUACGGCUAUGCUUUGUGGUUAUUUUUGGAAUGGGGAAUUUGACAAGGGUAAACAGGUUUUUCUGGAAUUGAGGGCUUUGGGUUGUGAAUUGAAUGAAUUUAGCCUGACGGGUGUGAUCAGUGGCUUGUUUGAUGUAAAAGAAGGCCAACAGAUCCAUGGGUUUGGCUUAAAGAUGGGAUUUUUAUGUGGUGGUUCCCUUCAUCUUAACAAUGCUGUUAUGUGCAUGUAUUCUCGGUGUGGAAGUAAGUUGGACGCCGUUAAGUUAUUUGAUGAAAUUACUGAUCCAGAUGUUGUCUCGUGGACAGAAAGGAUAGGAGCAGCUUUUGAUGGUUUUGAGGCUUUUGGAAUUUUUAAGAGCUUACAUUGUAUAGGUUUGGGUGUUAAUGAAUAUACAAUGAUCAAUGUCUUAUCUGCUGUUUCAGCUGAGGGUUUGGUAUAUUUAGGGAGGCAAAUCCAAGCAGUUUGUCAGAAGGAAGGGUAUUUCAAGGUUGUUUUUGUUGGCAAUGCAUUAAUUUCUAUGUAUAAUAGGUGUGGGAAAUUGGAUGAUGCGAGGUGCAUUUUCGAUGAUAUGGUCUUUCGGGAUUCUGUGUCUUGGAAUUCACUGAUUGCUGGAUAUUUGGCUAAUGGUUACGUUAGUCGUGCUCUUGGGAUGUUUUCUUAUAUGCGUGGUCAUAAUGUAGAAAUGAAUCCUUAUACACUUUCUAGUAUCCUUGAAGUGGCAUCUGACUCUAAUUCUUUGCACCUUGUAGUGCAGAUACAUUCCCAUAUGAUUAAAUGUGGAUUCAUGUUGGACGAUUAUGUGGUGUCUAGCUUGAUAACAACAUAUGGGAAGUGUGGCAGCUUUGAUGAGUCGAGAAGGGUAUUUUUUGAUGUCGAUAAGAUGACUGCGAUGCACCUUAAUUCAAUGUUGAGUACUUUGGUUAAUGCUGAUUGUCAUGCUGAUAGUGUAGAUCUCUUCCGAAACAUGGUGGAUGUUAAACUUGAAGUGGACUGCAAUACUUUCAGCAUCAUUCUUAAAGCUUGCAGUGCUAUGACAAAUCUGGAACAGGGAAGAAACAUUCACUCACUGGCUAUUAAAUCUGGAUUCCAUCAAGAUUGCUAUGUAGAGACCGCUGUUAUUGACCUUUAUUGCAAGUGCGGAAACAUAGGCGAUGCGGAGAGGGCUUUUAGUUAUGCAUCGACAGAUAACUUGGCUGCAUGGAAUGCAAUGAUAACAGGAUAUGCUCAGCAUGGUUGCUAUAAUGAGGCUUUCAAGCUUUAUGAUAGAAUGAUCGUAUGUAGAAUUGAACCAGAUGAGAUAACUUAUCUUGGACUUCUUACUUCGUGCUGCCAUGCAGGGCUAACGCAAGAAGCACAGAGCUAUAUGAACUCUAUGGUCGAGUGUCACUGUCUAAUCCCACAUUUAGAACACUAUGCUUGCAUGGUUGAUCUGCUUGGCCGAGUAGGUCUCCUGGAAGAUGCAAAAAGGACGAUAGAUGAAAUGCCUAUCGAACCAGAUUCUCGUAUAUGGCAGAUUCUGCUCUCUGCAUGUUGCCUCCAUGGAAACUUUGAUACGGGAAGACUUGCGGCCAGCAAACUUCUGGAGCUGCAGCCUGGUAACGAAUCUGCCUAUAUUCUUCUUUCAAAUCUCUGUGCUUCGGCUGGUAUGUGGAAUGCUGUCAGAAAACUGAGAAGAGAAAUGAAGGUAAAACUACUUUGCAAGGAACCUGGUUCUAGUUGGAUUCAAGUAAGGGGAUCUACGCAUUACUUUUUUGCCAAUGACAUGUUGCACCCUGAACAUAAAGAAAUAUUUUUGGAGCUGUCAAAGUUGUACGAACAUAUGCAAGCUUCAAAGACAAUCGAACACGAUUCACUUUUUUAUUGGAUUUAUGAUCAUUGAAAAGGAUUCGUUAUCAUUGCUUUUGGAACUGAGAAUAUAGGUGUUUUGAUGUUCUAAGUUAUAGUCCAUCUUCCUUUUCUGUCAGGGAAUUUGAUGUGAUGAAACUUCUUGGAUUUUGGCAAGUUCAAUGGAAACUGGCAAUUUAACUAAAAUUCUAAGAACUUAACACAAUAAAGAAAAGAUGGCGAAGAAGAAGGAUUGCUUCAAUACAUUAAUAAGUAAAUUCGGUCC